GGUCAUUAUCAAAUUAACCUCUUCACUAAAUUAGAAGAGAGAAGCUCCAAAAGCUUUCUCUCCCAAUCUCCAAUUCGUACAACCGGAGCGAUGGAAAUUGACGAUGGAGAUCGCAAUUCCGGUGAGCGGCCGAUCAUCAUGGUCACAAACGACGACGGUAUCGACGCGCCUGGCUUGCGUUCACUCGUUAGCGUCCUCGUCUCCACCAAUCUCUACGACGUCCGCGUCUGCGCUCCUGAUUCGGAGAAAUCUGCUGUUAGUCACAGUAUAAUAUGGAAUAGACCACUUACUGCAAAACGUGUAGAUAUUGAUGGAGCUACAGCCUAUGCUGUUGAUGGAACCCCUGCGGACUGCACUGGUUUAGGCUUAUCUGAAGCACUCUUCCCUUCUCGUCCUGACCUGGUGCUUAGUGGUAUAAAUGUGGGUAGCAACUGCGGAUAUCACAUCGUCUAUUCUGGAACUGUUGCUGGCGCUCGUGAAGCCUUCAUUUAUGAUGUGCCUUCUGCUUCCAUAUCUUAUGAUUUUGAUUGGAAACGUGGAGAGAUGAAUGCUAAUGAUUUUGUCCUUUCUGCCCAAGCUUGCUUGCCUAUUAUCAACGGCAUAAUCACUGCGAUCAAGAACAAAACUCACCCUGUGAAAUGCUUUCUGAAUAUCGAUUUGCCGACUGAUAUUGCUAACCAUAAGGGAUACAAACUAACUAGGCAAGGUAAAAGCAUGAAUAAAAUGGGAUGGAGACAAGUCGAAGAGGAAGCACAAGGGCCUAAGAUGUUAUCAACAAUGACAAUGGAAACAGAGUCGGGAGUGGUCUCAUCAGACAACGACGCAUCUGUUCAUUCAAAAGAUAGCCGUUUAUUCAAGAGAGAGGUAAGGGAUAGGGUAAAUGAAGAAGGGACUGAUUCUCACUUCCUAAAAGAAGGAUUUAUUACGGUGACACCACUUGGAGCUCUCUCUCAGACUGAUGUGGAUUGCCAAAAUUACUACAAAGAAUGGAUUCCCAAGAUUACAAACCAGUCAUGUUCCUCACCCCUCUGAUGACACAACAUGAAAAAGAAAAGAAAAAAAACUCAAGUUACCCAUUGUGAACCACACCACAAUUUGUGGUAGACCUAUUAUUAUAUCAGUUCUAGUUGUUUAGUUAUCCAAUAAUCUGAGUUAUUUAUGUUGUCAGCAGCAAAGUCUUUGUUGUUCUUCGUCCAUGUUGGAACAUCAAGGAUUUGGCAAACACUAUUUCAGUAUUUUAGACUUUCUAUUUUAGAAAACAUAAGAUAUAAAAGUGCCUUCAAAAUGAAAUC
Camelina sativa (false flax) is the source of this 1292-nucleotide messenger RNA. RefSeq lists its product as uncharacterized. NCBI's taxonomy places the organism in Eukaryota, Viridiplantae, Streptophyta, Magnoliopsida, Brassicales, Brassicaceae. Gene Ontology annotation, molecular function: nucleotidase activity. The record is from RefSeq and is a predicted model, not a curated record. Gene Ontology annotation, cellular component: cytosol.